CAAUCUAACACGCAGUAGAAGAGGUGUGCGUGGAGUUUGACCUGCACUGAGUGAAGAAGUUUCACCAGAAAAACAAGUAUUCUAGGCACUUACAGAUGUUAUUUAUGACAAAACACUGUUUGGAACAGGCACUCCACGAUUACACCAUUCAGUCCAGCUGAUGGUAAGACUAUAAUCAUUCUAACAUUGUGGUCUUUGAUUAUCAUUGUGUAUCUUUAUAUAGCAUAAAAGGAAAAGUUUGAGUUAUAAAAAUGCAAGCAUUAUUGCACACUUUUCAUUUACUUUUCAUUUCUAUAUGAAGCAAGUCAACAUGGCCCCGUCUCCAUCGCCUCCUCCGCUGAAGACAUCACUUGUUCCUUUAGAUAUAGUGGUCCUAGUUGUCUACUUUUUGCUUGUGUUGGCUGUUGGAUUCUGGUCAAUGUGGAGAACAAAACGCAACACAGUGGAUGGAUACUUUUUGGCCGGGAAGAGCAUGACCUGGUGGCCGGUGGGUGCUUCUCUCUUUGCCAGUAACAUUGGCAGUGGUCACUUUAUUGGUCUGGCAGGGUCAGGGGCUGCUGCAGGAAUUGGUGCCAUUGCAUAUGAAUGGAAUGGCAUGUUCAUGAUUUUGCUGCUGGGAUGGAUCUUUCUGCCUAUUUAUCUUGCUUCUGGGGUUACCACUAUGCCUGAGUAUUUACAAAAACGCUUUGGCGGCAGAAGAACGCAGUUACUGAUAGCUGUCUUAUACUUAUUUAUUUACAUCUUCACAAAGAUCUCAGUGGAUAUGUAUGCUGGUGCUUUGUUCAUUCAGCUCGCAUUGCAGUGGAAUAUUUAUCUUGCUGUUGUGCUGCUUCUUUCAAUAACAGCUGUAUACACAGUAGCAGGUGGCUUGGCUGCAGUUAUCUACACAGAUGCAGCUCAGACUAUGAUCAUGUUAGCAGGAGCACUGACACUCAUGGGCUUCAGUUUUGCAGAAGUUGGAGGCUGGAAUGCGCUCAUGGGGGGUUAUGCUGAUGCCAUCCCCUCUGUGCGUGUGCCCAACACAACCUGUGGCAUCCCUCGAGAGGAUGCCUUUCAUUUGUUCAGAGACCCAGUGACCUCUGACCUCCCCUGGCCUGGGGUACUCAUUGGCAUGUCCAUACCCUCUAUGUGGUACUGGUGCUCCGAUCAGGUGAUUGUGCAGCGCUCACUUGCAGCUAAGACUUUGACCCAUGCAAAAGGAGGCUCCCUUUUGGCUGUGUACCUCAAAGUCAUACCUUUCUUUGCUGUGAUGUUACCAGGAAUGAUCAGCAGAAUCUUAUAUACGGAUGACGUGGCUUGCGCAGACCCUGAUUUAUGUAAAGAGAUUUGUGGAAACCCAGUUGGUUGCACAGACACUGCUUACGCCAGGCUGGUCAUGGAGCUGCUGCCUGCAGGUCUGCGUGGUCUGAUGAUGGCUGUUAUGAUUGCUGCUCUCAUGUCCUCCCUCACAUCCAUCUUCAACAGUGCCAGCACCAUUUUCACCAUGGAUCUGUGGAAGACUUUUAGGUCCAGGGCAUCUGAGUGGGAGCUCAUGAUUGUUGGCAGAGUCUUUGUGCUGGUUCUUGUGGGGGUGUCUGUGUUGUGGAUACCUGUGGUCCAAGCCAGUCAGGGGGGGCAACUGUUUAUUUACAUUCAGUCUAUCAGCACCUACCUACAGCCCCCCGUUUCCAUAGUAUUCAUCAUGGGCUGUUUUUGGAAGAGAACCAAUGAAAAGGGUGCAUUUUGGGGGCUGGCUCUGGGUCUACUGAUUGGCUGUAUACGGAUGUUGUUGGAUUUCAUCUAUCCCCAACCACAGUGUUAUCAAACUGACGACAGGCCUGGAGUGUUGAAACAUGUGCAUUAUCUGUACUUCUCCAUGUUACUGUCUGCCAUCACGCUGAUUGUGGUGGUCACCGUGAGUCUGGUGACAGAGGAACCAAGACCAGAACAGAUUUCCCGUCUCACCUGGUUUACAAAGUCGGACCCUGUGGUGUUCACAGUGGAGCAAAGCAUCAAUGGAGUAUCCUUACAACGCAGGGGUAAGCCCUCCACAUCGUCUUCAGUUCGCGUGCAUCAAUCAAAGCUCGUGUCUGCCCUCUACUGGCUAUGUGGGAUGGAGAGACGACAGGAGGACAGUAAACCUCCUCCUCCUGUACAACCAGAUGUUUGUUCACUGGAGGAAAAGCCACAUCUCAAAAAGCUUGUUAAUGUUAACCUCAUCAUUUGUUUAACUGUAACGGUUUUUAUCAUUGGCUACUGGGCAUGAUUAAAGGAAGUACGAACAGUAAGAACAGUAUACACAUGUAACUUAUUAUAUUUGUCAUAUACAAUUUAUACAUGUAUUUUUUACUAAAUCAAACUGAAACAUA
Messenger RNA from Boleophthalmus pectinirostris (great blue-spotted mudskipper), 2348 nucleotides. It is a transcript of the gene slc5a11, whose product is annotated as solute carrier family 5 member 11. Gene Ontology annotation, molecular function: D-glucose:sodium symporter activity. Lineage: Eukaryota; Metazoa; Chordata; Actinopteri; Gobiiformes; Gobiidae. The record is from RefSeq and is a predicted model, not a curated record. Bases 296 to 2245 code for a protein of 649 amino acids. The transcript is spliced from 15 exons. Gene Ontology annotation, biological process: transmembrane transport. Gene Ontology annotation, cellular component: plasma membrane.